UUCUGACUUGGUGGUCUGCCGGGCCGGCUCCUUCCUGCAGCGGCAAGAUCGAAGCUUCUUAACCGAAGGAGGUCUGUGCUCUCCAAGGCACAGCGACACCGGAGCGGAGAUUACGGGUCCUCUCGCUUUCUUUCUCCUCCGGCGGCGAACAUGGAUGGCUUCUCUCUCUUCAUCUUCUCCAUCCUUCUAUUCGGAGCUUGUGAGAUGGUUAAGUGCUCCGAAAUACCACCGUGGGCUUUCAGAGGAGGGAGCUCCUCGGCGCCUAUUGUGCUGCCACUCGCUCUCUCCUCCUCCAAUCACACGCUCCGAUCUGCCGAGGAGAGCCACCUACGAAGGCGGGGGCUUCGAGACGGAGACCGCUCGACCCACAAUGCCCGUAUGCCGCUCUUCGAUGAUCUACUCACCAACGGGUAUUAUACCACUCGGCUCUACAUUGGGACACCACCACAGGAGUUCGCGCUGAUUGUGGAUUCAGGGAGUACGGUCACUUACGUUCCGUGCUCUACAUGCGUGCAGUGCGGAAAUCACCAGGACCCGAGGUUUCGGCCAGAGCAUUCAAGCACAUAUGAGCCAGUCAAAUGCAAUAUUGAUUGCACUUGUGAUAAAAAGAAAAUGCAGUGUACUUAUGAAAGACAGUAUGCUGAAAUGAGUUCCAGCAGUGGGCUGCUUGCUCAAGAAAUCAUAUCAUUUGGCAAAGAAAGUGAGCUUUUGCCACAACGAGCCAUUUUUGGAUGUGAAAAUUCUGAAUCUGGUGAUUUGUUCAAUCAGAAUGCUGAUGGUAUUAUGGGAUUAGGGCGUGGUCAGUUAAGUAUCAUUGAUCAACUUGUUAAAAAGGGUGCAAUUAGUGACUCAUUUUCGUUAUGUUAUGGUGGUAUGGAUGUUGGGGGUGGCGCAAUGGUUCUUGGUGGAAUACCUCCUCCUCCCGGCAUGGUAUUCUCCCAUUCAGAUCCUGCUCGCAGCCCCUAUUACAAUAUUGAGCUCAAGGAAAUACAUGUGGGUGGGGAGUCUUUGCGCUUAAAUCCUAGGGUCUUUGAUAGCAAGCAUGGUACUGUCUUGGACAGCGGGACAACAUAUGCAUACCUACCACAGGAAGCCUUCAGAGCCUUCAAGGAUGUGCUGGGGAGCAAGCUUGGUUCGCUAAAAAAAGUAGAUGGUCCAGAUCCAACCUACAAAGAUAUUUGUUUUGCUGGUGCUGGAAGAGAUCCAUCGAAGUCUUUCCCAGAGGUUGAUAUGGUAUUUGGAAAUGGGAAAAUGCUGAAACUUGCUCCUGAAAACUACCUUUUCCGGCAUUCCAAGAUUGAUGGGGCAUAUUGCUUGGGAAUAUUUCAGAAUGGAAACGAUCCAACAACACUAUUAGGGGGAAUUAUUGUCCGCAAUACUCUUGUAACAUAUGAUCGCCAUAACCGAAGGAUUGGAUUUUGGAAGACCAACUGUUCUGAUCUGUGGGAUAGAUUGAAUAUUGACAAAAAAGAAACAGAAAAACAGAAACCACCACCAGCACCUACGUCUAAAAACUUAACAAUAGAACUUGCACCUGCUUUAUCUCCUAGUGAAUCAAAAGACAAUUUUCUGCCAGGUCAAAUCCAAAUUGGAAUCAUAACCUUCGAUAUGUACUUAAAUCUGACAUACUCGGCCCUACAACCUCAUUGGAAGGAACUUGAAGAGCUCAUUGCUCAUGACCUAGAUGUUAUGUCAUAUCAGGUUCAUUUAAUGAAGCUCACAAUCAAAGGGAAUGGCACUCUCAUAAAAUUGGCUAUAUUUCCGGCUGACACUUCAGAUUUUAUUUCUAAUACAACUGCUAUGGGUAUAAUUGCUCGCUUAACGGAACACCGGUUUCGUCUUCCUGAAACUUUUGGAAGCUAUGAAGUAGUUCAUUGGAAUUUUGAGCCUCCAUCAAGAAGGUCAUGGCGGCAACGACAUUUAUGGGCGGUGGGUUUGGGUAUUUCAGUUGUUGUGAUGCUCAGUUUCACAACCUUCUUAAUUUGGUAUUUGUGGAGGCAUAAAUCUGCUGCGUUGCAAGCUGCAUACAGGCCUGUGGAUGCUGCUGUUCCUGAACAGGAAAUGCAGCCAUUGUAAAUUGAAGCCGCUUUGCUUUGUCUUGUCAGGUAUAAUCAUUAGUAAAGUGCCAAAAUAAUCUGCUGAAAUACUUAACCGAUGGGUCAUUUUAGUCGGUCUAUAGAAGUGUCAGGUUUGUCUCUAGAUUUUUUAAUAUGAGUUAAAAUAGUCUCAGGGAAGACUAUUUUAACUUUCAUUAAGAAAAUAUGGGGACUAAAUUAAUAGCUUUUAUAAAUUUUGAGACUAAAGUAAACCCCUUUAAAGUUUACCAUUUUGAUAAUUUGUCAUUA
This is a messenger RNA of Phalaenopsis equestris, 2345 nucleotides long. RefSeq names its product aspartic proteinase nepenthesin-2-like. The transcript is spliced from 12 exons. Gene Ontology annotation, biological process: proteolysis. Gene Ontology annotation, molecular function: aspartic-type endopeptidase activity. The record is from RefSeq and is a predicted model, not a curated record. Lineage: Eukaryota; Viridiplantae; Streptophyta; Magnoliopsida; Asparagales; Orchidaceae. Bases 151 to 2076 code for a protein of 641 amino acids.